AUGGACAAUCGAGACACCAAGUCCAACUCAGCGCACCUGGAAAAUGUCACGAACAACCCGGAGGAGUCAUCGGAGUGGGCAACAUCGCCGUGGCAAUGUCUAGCCCAGAACCCCUGGGUUAUUCUGUUCUGUCUCUAUGGCAAUCUCGGAGCGUUGAUGUAUGGGUUUGACAACCUGGUGUUGUCCCUAGCACUGUCAAUGCCCGGAUUCGAAGCUCAAUUCGGAGUACUCAGCAAUGGGUCGUACGUUAUCCCGGCGUAUUGGCAGUCUCUAUGGAGUGCGAUGUCCCAGGUUGCCACAAUGCUGGGAGCCACCGCCGCUGGACCUGUGCAAGAUCACUUCGGUCGUCGUGCUUCUUUCCUACUGGGCUCCAUCUUCUCCGCUGCAGGUGUAGCCGUCGUGUAUACGGCAUCAACCCCAGGGGUUUUCCUCGCGGGAAAGAUCGUUAAUGGCCUGUCGCUGGGUAUCUGUUUGACAACCGGUCAGACCUACAUUUCUGAAGUGACUCCGAUGCAGAUUCGUGGUAUUGCCCUGUCUGCUUUUACAUUCUGCAUGAAUCUCGGAUACAUGAUUGCAGCUUCCAUUGCGCUGCCGCGUAUGUCGAUGGACACAACGGCUGCAUACAAAGUGCUGUUCGCCGCCGCUUGGGUCUGGCCAGGCGUCGUAGUUCUUUUGCUUCCCCUCAUUCCCGAGUCUCCCUACUUCCUCGUCAUGAAAGAUCAGCUCGACAAGGCUCAAAAGUCACUCGAAAAACUAGGAAACAAGUCUUCGCAGGUCAUUCCCAUGUUGGACCAAAUUGUCCGUGUCAACGAAGAGGAAAAGGCCCGAAGUGCUGUCGCCAAGGGGGCGAGUUUCCUCGAAUGCUUCCGCGGUGUCAACUGGCGACGUACCAGAAUCAUCCUUAUAUGCAAUGGUCUGUCACAGAUUAUCGGAGCUAGUUUCAUGUCGAACGGUCCUUAUUUCCUUGUCUCGGCGGGCAUGUCUGCGGCCAAAAUUGGAAUGAUGACUGAGAUUGGCAUUGGCUUUGGUCUUGCCAGUUCGAUAUUGACUGCCUAUCUCAUGGCGAAAUGUGGACGCCGAAGACUCAUCAUGUUCGGCUUGUCUCUUUCAACGGUGUUCUACACUGUGAUGGGAAUUGCUGGAUGCUUCCCAAGCUCAAGCACUGCUUUAUGGGUCAUCGGUAUCUUCCUUGAGCUGACCUGGUGGGUCUACGGUCCAGCUAUCGGUCCGGCCAUGGCGAUAGCUGGAGAAGUCUCUGCAGUGCGUCUUCGUGCGAAGUCUAUGGCUGUUGGAUUCACAUUCAACUACUUCUUCUCUACCGUAUGGAACGUCAUAAUGCCGUACCUGUACAACACAGAUGAGGCGCACCUAGGCGGCAAGAUUGGGUGGAUCUUUGCCGGCCUGGGCGCUAUUACCCUAGUCAUCAUCUACUUUGAGGUGCCUGAGACCAAGGGACGGUCCUUUGAGGAUCUGGACGAGAUGUUUAAUGAACAGGUCAGCACUCGGGCAUUCCGAACCUACCAGUGCUGCCUGCGCCAGGAAAUUGGGAAGCUCAGCGAAGAGUAG
Penicillium daleae is the source of this 1566-nucleotide messenger RNA. RefSeq lists its product as uncharacterized. Gene Ontology annotation, molecular function: carbohydrate:proton symporter activity. Lineage: Eukaryota; Fungi; Ascomycota; Eurotiomycetes; Eurotiales; Aspergillaceae. The transcript is spliced from 5 exons. Gene Ontology annotation, biological process: carbohydrate transport; transmembrane transport. Gene Ontology annotation, cellular component: membrane. The record is from RefSeq and is a predicted model, not a curated record. The coding region runs from base 1 to 1566 and encodes 521 amino acids.